Molecule: messenger RNA, 1734 nt
Organism: Penicillium taxi
Lineage: Eukaryota; Fungi; Ascomycota; Eurotiomycetes; Eurotiales; Aspergillaceae
Exons: 2
Coding region: 1-1734 (577 amino acids)
Biological process (GO): regulation of DNA-templated transcription
Molecular function (GO): DNA binding
Source: RefSeq, a predicted model, not a curated record
AUGAGCUCACAUCAACCAUUCAGCUCCGAUGCCCCGCCAUCAGAAUCACAGCAGAAUAUGCUUGAAGAUAAUGUAUGCGAUGACUGGCUGCAAGAUGAACAUGCCCUCACCUUCAGUGCCUUGGAUGACUUCUACUUUUGCACAUCAGAGCUUCCAACCCCAGAAAACCCUCAAGGGACGGGAUUUGAUUCCCAGUCCUUCGUUCCUUCUGAGAUAUCUACUCACUCAGCCCUCCAUACUGCUGAAUUCCCGAUAGAAUCAGUUGAAAUUAAUACAGGAGAUACUUUCCCUAAUGUGCCUCACCAAUCUUCACCGAGUAUUGCCAAAAUCUCCCAGUGGCUAGACGGUGCCUACUUUCCAUCUGUGCCCUGCAGUCAUUGCCGCAGAUAUCGCCUUCAGUGUCUGGUUUUGCGCACUACAUCGGCAAAUCCAAAUCCAGUGACCUCUUGCGCGAGCUGUGUGGCACUUUUUCGGGAAUGCAGUUUGGCAAAAGGAGAAAAACGCCUUCCUAGUGGUUUUGAAACGUUUACUCCAGUUCUAGGCCAUUUGCAUGGCCUACUAGAACAUGCCGAAGAUUCCCAUGAACCUAUGAUCCCUGUUCAAUUGGAAGAGAGGAAAGAAUCUACGCAGUUUAUCAGAAAAGGAGCUAGGAUUUUGCGUGAGUGGUUCCACCAAAAUCAAGAGCAUCCAUAUCCAACCGAGGAUCAAAAAUUUCAGCUUUCAGAGGAAACCGGCUUCUCUCAAAAGCGUAUUUCAAUAUGGUUUGCGAAUGCUCGCCGACGACAGAAGCAGAAACUUCACAUGUCGAACUUGCCUUCCAGAUCUCGCCAUCGCGCUGGAUCACCUCUUGUCAGGAGUACGCUAGACACGAUGUCACCAAUUGAGAGGUGGCAGGUGUCACCACCGGAUGAUGAGCCUGUCCUUGAAUCUACGAUCCAAGACGCCAUAGAUACAGCCAUGGAUCUUUUCCCCUUCGACGAGUCCACCAUAGAUCUGUUCAAUUUCGACGAAACCUCUCCACAUCUAACCUCCUCCGUAUCCAGCUUUGGGAGUCAAGCAUCAGAGACCUCUGAUAGCAUAUGCUCAGCAUGGAGUCAUCAGUCUGGAGAAAUGGCAUUACCGUUUCCACUCUCAUCCGAGACACCCCGACAUCGACGGCAACGAAAGCAGAAAUACUCUGGAGAAGACAACCUAUAUCAAUGCACUUUCUGCACAAAAUCGUUCAGGAAACGACAUGACUGGUCACGACAUGAAAAGAGUGUCCACCUUCCAUUUGACACUUGGAUCUGCACUCCAAACCCAAGCGAACUGCGAGAAUCGUGGGGUUCUCACAUGGCAGAUUGCAGUUUCUGUGGCAUUUCGUUCCCGAAUUCAGCACACUGGGAUGAACAUGAAUUCCAGUUUUGCUCUACAAAGCCCCUGGCAGAGCGAUCGUUUAGCCGGAAAGAUCACUUGUGGCAGCAUCUGCGCAAGUUUCACGGCUGCGUCCAGAGCCCUGUUGCUGAUCUUGAUGCAUGGAGAGGCUCUGGUGCUAAUAUUCAGAGUCGGUGUGGGUUCUGUGAUAUUUCAUUGUUUACUUGGACUGUUCGAGCGAAUCAUCUUUCGGAACAUUUCAAAAAUGGUGCGCGUAUGAGCCAGUGGGUAGGGGAUUGGGGCCUGGAUGCUUCGGCGAUGAAUGUCCUCAAAUGCGCCAUUCUGCCAUUCCAGCGAUAUCUAGAAGCAUCCACUCAAUGA